UUUCUUCUCCUUCCUCCCUAGCUAGGUCACCCACCAUAUAUCCUAUAAAAAUUUCAAACACCAAUUAUCCAUUGAAUUAGAAGUGUUAAUUUGAGUAAUCGAUCAAGAUUCAAGAAAGAAGAAAAUGAGGAACGAAUUAAUGAUUUUUAUGGUAAUGGUGAUUGUUCAAGUUGCGUUUGCUGGAAUGAUAAUAAUAACAAAAUUAGUGAUGGAUAGUGGGAUGGAUCCUUUCGUUCAGUCAGCAUAUAAGCCUAUUUUUGCCACCAUCUCCAUUGCUCCCUUUGCUUAUUUCUUAGAAAGGAAAACUAGACCCAAGAUGACACGCUCUAUUCUUUUUCAGAUAUUUUUGUGUUCUAUUUUCGGGAUAACGGCGAACCAAUAUGCAUAUUUUAUUGGGUUAAAUAAUUCAACUCCAACAAUUGCUUCCGCUAUUGAUAAUCUAAUCCCAGCUUUCACCUUUAUCAUAGCCGUACCCUUGGGGGUUGAAAAAAUGGGAUUAAGAAGUAUAGCAGGACAAGCCAAGUUUUGGGGGACAAUAGUUUGUGUUGGAGGUGCAAUGUUAUUGUCAUUAUAUCAUGGAAAAGUUGUUAUUGGUCAAUUAGGAUUUCACUGGAAAUAUGAAGAAAAUACAGGCAAAGAUGUCAAUUCUUCCCAUUCCAACUUCUUUUUAGGACCUUUUUUACUUAUAAUGGCCAGUCUCACUUAUGCCAUUUGGUUAAUCAUUCAGGGAAGGGUAAGUGAGAAGUAUGCAGCUCCAUAUACAUGCAUAACGUUGAUGUGCUUAAUGGCAAGUGUGGAGAGUGUCAUUAUUGGAUUUUGUGUCGUUCCAAAACUUUCUGAAUGGGCUUUAAAUCCCAUUAGAGCUAUCUCUGUCGUCUAUAAUGGAGUUGUGAGUACAUCAUUUGCAUAUUUUCUGAGCUCUUGGUGCAUUGAGAAAAAAGGUCCUUUAUAUGUCUCGAUGUUCAAUCCAUUGUUGUUGGUUAUUUCUGCAUUUCUCAGUUGGACUUUGCUUCGUGAGAAAUUGUACCUUGGAGUAGUGGUAGGGUCAAUCAUAGUAGUGGUUGGGCUUUACGGAUUUUUGUGGGGCAAAAAGAUAGAGACAAAUGCAGAGGAUAUUGAAGUAAAUAAAGAGAAGAUGAAGCAGUUCAUGAAUAAAUCAGUUGAUUUGGAGUUACAAUUACCCAAAUCUAAUGAUCAUCAUCUAGAGUCGAAGCAGAUAUCAUCAGAAUUAACCAAAACUAAAUCAUGAGACGAGAAUUGUCCAAGACCAUAGAAACAGACCACUCAACCGGUGGCUACUAACCACCAAUAUGGUACUUCUUCACAAGUUCAUAUCUUUGUAGUUUUUAAUUUAAAAUUGUAAAUGUUAUUAAUUGUUAGUUGAUAAUUGGAUUUGUAAACGGACUAUCAAGUUCCAAAUCUCCAAAGGCUCUAAACUUCUUGUCAAAAUGUUCAUCAGCAAUGAUGAUUGGAACAUGGACAAAUUCAUAGAGUUUCUCUCAAACCACAUCUGUGAGAAUAUUUGUACAAUCACAACAACAAA
Messenger RNA from Solanum stenotomum, 1543 nucleotides. Its product is annotated as WAT1-related protein At1g09380-like. Bases 125 to 1249 code for a protein of 374 amino acids. Gene Ontology annotation, cellular component: plasma membrane. The transcript has 7 exons. Gene Ontology annotation, molecular function: transmembrane transporter activity. NCBI's taxonomy places the organism in Eukaryota, Viridiplantae, Streptophyta, Magnoliopsida, Solanales, Solanaceae. The record is from RefSeq and is a predicted model, not a curated record.